Molecule: messenger RNA, 1808 nt
Organism: Cimex lectularius (bed bug)
Lineage: Eukaryota; Metazoa; Arthropoda; Insecta; Hemiptera; Cimicidae
Product: mini-chromosome maintenance complex-binding protein
Exons: 12
Coding region: 101-1735 (544 amino acids)
Biological process (GO): DNA-templated DNA replication
Molecular function (GO): chromatin binding
Source: RefSeq, a predicted model, not a curated record
UAACCUUUCCUCAUUCUUCACACCUUCUUAGUGUUAAUCGUAAAGUCUUUUGUCUGCUGUUCUUGAACUUGUAUUGGAUUUUUAUUUUAAAUACAUAAGUAUGUGGCAGAUAACUGUUGAAUCGUACAAGUCCAACCUGGAAAACUCUCUAAAAUACAUAAACGACAACUGGGAUAAGAUACAACUUAUAAGAACUCCAUCGGAUAUUGUUGAGGGGCAGAUUUAUAAAUUUAGAGGGAUGGUGCAAGACAUGUUAGAUCCUAUUUAUUUUUAUGCCACUUAUGAAGUGCGUAAUACAGCAACGGGUGAAACUCAACAGCGGUGUGGAAAAUACGUUGACUUCCUUGAUUGUGUGGAAGGAGAGGAGUUGAUAAUGGAUUCGGCCAAUUGUGUCAAUGCACAAAGAAAACCGUAUUAUUGCAUCACUAUUCCUGGACUGAAUAACUGGGCACAACUUAAUCCAAAUCAAGAGAAAAUUCUGCCUGCAGAAAGUUCUAGCAAUUUGGUUCCUGAAAAGCGUAACAUCGAGGCAAUGGAAACUGAUGAAGAACAUGAUUCAAAACGGUACCGAACAGAUCGAGGCCACAGUAAAUUGUCCGGACCCGCAGAAAAAUCGUAUCCAAUCCCUGAUCCUACGAACAUGAGUUGUAUAGUGCAUUUUUAUGAAGAUAUUCCACAAAAUAUAAAAGUUACAGAUACAAUCGAGGUUGUCGGUUUUGCUUACCGCAAUGAAAUUCCUCAAGAUGAUGCAGAUGAUCCACCUGUAAGAAAUAUUCCAAGGCUCCAUGCUGUUGCUUUCAGAGAGUUAAAAACCUCUAAUCCUUUGUAUACCGAAACUACAAAUUCAGAUGAAGUGUUGAGUGAAGCUAAAGCCUUGAGGUCAGAACUCCAUUUAGUACUUUCUCAAUUAUUUCUAGGUGAUCAUCUCGCAGCAGAUUUUUUUAUAUGUUACCUCUUAGCCAGAAUAUAUAAGAGGCAAGACUGUUUAGCCUUAGGGAAAAUGUCAAUGAAUUUAUUUAACAUACCAAUGAACAACGGUUUGAGUUACCCUCAUCAUUUAUACAGAGUUUUGGAAAAGCUUGUACCCAAGUCCUAUUUGUUUCCGAUGACGCUUAGAAAUAUGAACACAACUAAUAUGUCACCAAGGAAAAACUACGAUUUAGAUAGAUUAGAGUCAGGGUUGCUUCAACUAAGCAGCCAGACUCACUUAGUCAUCGAUGAGACAAAAUUGGAAACAGGGAAAUUAGAAGAAAAAGGUGUGCAAAACUUUAAAACUAUGAUGUAUAUAAUAUCUCAACAAAAGAUCAACUAUGACUUUAAAUAUUACAGCAUCGAGUUUGAUACGGACAUUCCCAUACUUAUCCUAUCUGAGGGAAAAUCUGCUUUGCCUAGCGAUUGCAAAGUAUCAUUAAAACCUGAUCCAAGUUGUUCGGUAACGACUGAAGUUUUCGACUCCAUCUUGAUGUAUCUCCAAGAGCCCUUGCUGUCGAAACUAAGGCUGUACCUCACAGUAGCUUCCAUGGCCGAUUUUGAACUACCUGAAGAUCUUCUACAGCUGAUCCAAGAUGAUUUUGUAAAACUAAGACAAAGAUUCAAUGCAACGGCUGAUGACCUCCACAACUUGAUAAUUCUUGCCAGAUGGACCUCGCUCAGUUAUGGAGAAAAGAAAUUAACGAGGGAAAUGUGGGAAAAAGUGGGCAAAAUGGAUUUAGCAAGGAGGGAAAGGUUGACAUGAAGGUGUGGGUUAAAUUUUUUUAAGCAUUUGUAUAUUGAAUUAUUUGUAAUAAAAAAAUUGUACCCAACUCAAA